Molecule: messenger RNA, 2514 nt
Organism: Leopardus geoffroyi (Geoffroy's cat)
Lineage: Eukaryota; Metazoa; Chordata; Mammalia; Carnivora; Felidae
Gene: ORC3
Product: origin recognition complex subunit 3
Exons: 20
Coding region: 85-2139 (684 amino acids)
Biological process (GO): DNA replication; DNA replication initiation
Cellular component (GO): DNA replication preinitiation complex; nuclear origin of replication recognition complex; nuclear pre-replicative complex
Molecular function (GO): DNA replication origin binding
Source: RefSeq, a predicted model, not a curated record
GCCGGCCACUAACCUCUGCCCUGCCGCCGCGAGGGAGCGCGGGAAAUCUCGAGUGCUGCUGGAAUCCCGCGGGCCCGUGGGACCAUGGCCACUUCUUCGGUGUCCAAGGGUUGUUUUGUGUUUAAGCCAAACUUCAAGAAGAGAAAGAUCUCUGUGCCAGUAGAGGACUAUUUUAAUAAAGGGAAAAAUGAGUCUGAGGACAGUAAGCUUCGAUUCGAAACUUAUCAGUUGAUAUGGCAGCAGAUGAAAUCUGAAACUGAGCAACUACAAGAAGAAUUAAAUAAAAACCUAUUCAAUAGUCUAAUUGAAUUUCUGCAACAGUCUUAUUCGGGAUUCCAUAAGAAUUCAAGAGACUGGGGCUGUCAAAUAAAACUCAGAGAAAUUCCAACUGCUGCUCUUAUUCUAGGUGUGAAUGUAACUGAUCAUGAUUUAACAUUCAGAAGUCUAACAGAAGCCCUUCAGAAUAAUGUCACUCCAUAUGUAGUCUCAUUGCAAGCUAAAGAUUGUCCAGAUAUGAAACAUUUUUUGCAAAAGCUGGUCUCAAAGUUGAUGAACUGCUGUGUAGAUGAGGAAUCCAAAGAGGAAAGUAUUCAGGUCACCCAGAAAAAGACAUUUUGUUCAAUGGAUUCUCUUUCCAGCUGGUAUAUGAGUGUCACACAGAAGACAGAUCCAAAACUGCCAAGGAAAAAGAGGACUUCGUCUAGCCAAUGGCAGUCUCCUCCUGUUGUGCUUAUCUUAAAGGAUUUGGAAAGCUUCACCACAAAAGUACUCCAGGACUUCAUAAUUAUCAGCAGUCAACAUCUACAUGAAUUUCCACUAAUACUCAUUUUUGGAAUUGCCACGUCUCCUAUUAUCAUCCAUCGGUUGCUUCCUCAUGCAGUAUCAUCUCUGUUGUGCAUAGAACUUUUCCAGUCUCUGUCCUGCAAGGAGCACCUGACUACAGUACUUGAUAAGCUACUUCUUACAACUCAGUUUCCCUUUAAAGUAAGUGAAAAAGUGCUACAGAUUUUGACCAACAUCUUUUUGUAUCAUGAUUUCUCAAUUCAAAACUUUAUAAAAGGACUUCAGCUUUCUCUAUUAGAACAUUUCUACUCUCAGCCCCUCAGUGUCCUAUGCUGUAAUCUCUCAGAAGCCAAGAGAAGAAUAAAUUUUUUAUCAGAAAAUCAAUGUGAAAACAUCCGACGUCUUCCAUCAUUUAGGAGGCACGUGGAAAAGCAAGCUUCAGAAAAGCAAGUUGCACUAUUGACCAAUGAGAGAUUUUUGAAGGAGGAAAUACAGUCAUUACUAGAAAGCUUACAUGUUUACCAUACAAAUUACUUCCUGGUUUUGAGAUGUCUUCAUCAGUUCACCUCUUCUCUUCCCAAGUACCCAUUGGGUCGACAGAUCAGAGAGCUGUACUGCACUUGUUUAGAAAAGAACAUAUGGGAUUCAGAGGAGUAUGCAUCAGCUUUGCAGCUGCUGAGGAUGUUGGCAAAGGAUGAACUGAUGACCAUACUUCAGAAAUGUUUCAAGGUUUUUAAGUCCUCUUCUGAAAAGCAGCUUGGGAGCACAGCAAAGAGAAUAGAGGAGUUUCUGGCCCAGUUUCAGAGUCUUGAUGCAGAAGCCAAAGAAGAAGAAGAUACUUCAGGGCUACAGUCAAAGGGGCUUCAGAAGACAGACCUUUAUCAUCUUCAGAAGUCCUUAUUGGAAAUGAAGGAAUUAAGAAGAACCAGUAAGAAGCAGACCAGGUUUGAAGCACUCAGAGAAAAAGUUGUCAACUUCAUUGACAGUCUGGUGAGAGAAUACCUUCUGCUUCCAGAGACACAGCCUCUGCACGAGGUGAUGUACUUCAGUGCCGCCCACACCCUGCGUGCACACCUGAACGCUGCUCCCAGAAUCGCCCUCCACACUGCACUCAACAAUCCUUAUUAUUAUCUCAAGAAUGAAGCACUGAAAAGUGAAGAAGGCUGCAUUCCAAAUGUCGCCCCGGACAUCUGCAUAGCAUAUAAACUGCACCUCGAGUGUAGCAGGCUAAUCAACCUUGUGGACUGGUCAGAGGCUUUUGCAACAGUUGUGACAGCUGCUGAAAAAAUGGAUGCAAAUUCUAUAACCUCAGAAGAAAGGAAUGAAAUCAUCCACCUCCAGUGCUCGAUUUAUUAGAGCUGUUUCCGAACUAGAACUUUUAGGAUUUAUAAAACCUACCAAACAGAAGACUGACCAUGUGGCAAGGCUAACAUGGGGAGGCUGCUAGAAAGCAAAAAGGGCACCAGUCAUAUUUAUAAACCACCAUGAGACUGUUGGUGAGAAAUGUAUAAUCCUUGUGUGAUGCUUCACCACAAAUAGACUGCUCACCCCAAACAGGAACAUAUCAAAAUACCUUUGGAGGACUUUAGAAUCCAACAAAUGAUAUGCUUACAUUUUAACUAAAACCUCUCGCACAUUAUCACUGCAGUUUUCAGUCAUUUCUAAAUUAUAAAUGUUCUUGAGCACCCAUAGUUUAUAAAUGUAAUAAAUUCCUUUAUCCAGGAGUAUAAA